This is a messenger RNA of Exaiptasia diaphana, 1501 nucleotides long. RefSeq lists its product as uncharacterized. The coding region runs from base 167 to 1501 and encodes 444 amino acids. NCBI's taxonomy places the organism in Eukaryota, Metazoa, Cnidaria, Anthozoa, Actiniaria, Aiptasiidae. The record is from RefSeq and is a predicted model, not a curated record. The transcript is spliced from 6 exons. Gene Ontology annotation, molecular function: RNA binding; zinc ion binding.
ACAAAGACUUCUCUUGCAGUGGCAAGUUAAGGCUGUGUGAUACACAUACAUAUUAUAUAUUUGUUUUUACUUCAGGGGUAGUUUCCAGGGAAGAAGUGGGGAUAGUAAUACAUCAUAUGACCAAGGAAGAAGGGAACAACACAGAGUUUAUGUCCAAAACAUUCCUAUGGACAUGCAACAAGAUAGCAUUGAAACCCUGUUUARUAAAUGUGGUCAAGUUGUAUCAACGAAAUUAUUGGAACCAAGAGGAGGACGAAACACUGUUGUAGGGUUUGUUACAUUUUCUACUGAGGAAGCAGUUGAGGAAGCGAUCCAGAAAAUGACUGGCUGUACGUUAGGUGAUGGCCCACCAUUGCGAGUUAUGCGGCCUGCUAACAAAAGCAAUAACAAUAAUCAGUCCAGUGUGACAUGUCACAAAUGUGGUGAAGCGGGACAUUAUGCAAAUAAAUGUCCCAGUGGUAAUACAGAAGAGAACAGGCAAGGAGGAAAAACUUGUUUCAAGUGUGGUGAAGCUGGUCACUUUUCAAGAGAAUGYCCUAAUAGUUCUGGUGACAAUAGGCGAUUUCAAGACAACAGUCAGCAACAUAACAACAGGUUCCACAAUGGUCCAUCAAAUAAUGCACCACCAACAGAGAGAAGCCCCUUUGGUAACAAUAGUAGAAAUAAUGCUCCAAACCCUGGUUCAAAUAGUAACCAWUCUAGUGAAACAAACUUUAUGGCAAUGCUUGGUAGAGGAGAGACUAGGAAUACUACUAAUCUACCAAGACCAGGGCAAAGCAAAUCUUUUCCACCAUUAAAACCCUUAAACAMCACACAACCCAUGCAAAAUGGCUAUCAYGAUAAGCCAGUUGGMCAGGGGUAUCAAAGCCAAACAGGAUUACAUGCUCAGGAAGAAAAGCCUCAAACAUACAAUUAUAACCAACCAAUGACUCAAGGGUACCAACAGGCAUCUGGUCAAGGCAAUUACCAGGGACAGCAAGGCUACCAAGAACCUGGUCAAGGGAAUUUCCAUCAGCCUCCUGGGCCAGGAGGCUAUCAGGAACCACAAAGAUUCCAACAACCAAUAUCAUAUAAACACUUUUCUCUCGCUAAUGUUAUUCAUUCCAUUAUUCCAUUUCGAGACAGAUUGAACAUGGCUGACCACUUUGUUGAAAGGGCUAUUCGAGAAUGUACAUCUGAAAAGGAGCUAGAUGAUUUACUUGAUAUUUUACAACCUAACACUAUUGCUUUGACGAUUGCUGCGAUGGAAACUAGAGAUCGCUUAGUUUCGAAUCUAGUAAUGGAAGUGGAUCAGUUAACUGAAGCAUUGUUAUUUGAUGAUGAUUGUAAUGAGAUAAUUCAAGAUUUAACAAACGCAGACGAAAGCAGUACAGCUUGCAGGAGUCAAACAGGAGGACGUAUGAUGAAACGUCAAAGAGAUGAACAAGACUGGGAUGAAAAUAUUCUUCCCAGAAAGCAAAAAUAUCCCGAGCCAACACUGGUGCAGCAUUCCCGACAGUAG